AUGGGCAAAGUAAAUUUUGAUCUCCCCGACUUGAUUUCCAAGAACCUGCCGUGUAAAGAUUUAGUGACGAAUGUGAAAGUUGCAGCAGCAUAUAUCUUGGGUUUCUUCGCCGUAGUGUUCCUAUCCAAUAUAGCCGGUGCCUUUCUGAGGUCUUAUCAACAGCCAAGGAUGGUUGCAGAAACCCUUGUAGGGAUAGUUGCUGGCAACAUAAUACUAACGCAAGAAGAUCACCGUGACAACAUAGUGAAAACUUUGAAUGAUAUUAUCGAAUUUGGUAUGAUUUUCCACAUGCUUGCGUUAGGUCUAGAAAUGGAUGCCCGCAUACUCUUUCAGCGGCCAACUCAGGAAGCCAUAGUGGCGUUUUCUGGGAUGCUCUCAACGUUCAUACUAGCAUACCUUCUGACUCCAUAUUUUAAUUAUUCGGAGUUCCCAAGCCAUGAAUUCACCGUCUCCCUCUCCGUCACCCUCACUGGCACUGCCUCUCCCCUGCUAACACGCCUCAUCACUGACCUCAAGAUUGGGAAAUCAGACAUAGGACGACUUUUAGUUGCAGCUGGGACGUACUCUGAUUUGGUAUCGACUCUUUUCAUCUCCAUUGGGUUUGUUAUCAUUUCAGCCGACAAAAAUCUCGGUUUCAGGGAUUCCAAGGAUAUCUUGAAGAUAACUUCUACCUUGAUAGUUCAAGUAGUGGUCACCGCCGUGAUAUCUCCUAUUCUAAUGAUCUGGGUCAAUCAUGAAAACCCGGCUGGAAAAUCUCUGAAAGGCUCCCACAUGGUGCUGUCGGUAGCUUUUGUGGCCAUUAGCUGCGGCUGUUCGGCUGUUAAAGGCAAGUACAGCCCCAUGAUGAGCGCGUUCAUAACGGGAAUUGCUUUGCCUAGGGAGGGCAGAUUGUCAAAGAUGAUGAUCAGCAAACUCAACUACUUCUUGAAAUGCAUCUUUUAUCCAAUUUUUUUUGUUUGGGUGGGCUUGGGAGUCGAUUUUCAGAUGUUCAAUCCAGGCAAUCCCUGGACAUGGGCAAGAAUGAUUUUCAUUUUUGUGAUUGCAACAUUAGGGAAAGUGGUCGGAACCUUCCUGUCAGGGCUGAUGUUAGGAUUUAAUCUCCCAGAAUCAGUUGCACUUGGUUUACUUCUUAAUGUCAAGGGCCAUUUUCAUAUGUUCUUGGCUCUUUUCACCUUCCACAUGAAGAAUCAUGAAAUGAUCAUGACGACUUCAACCAGAAUUGGUUUGACACUUGCAAUUUUCUUCACUGUGAUCUACGCCCCUUUAGUGGGGGCCUACAUCAUCAGACGUGCAAGGAAACGCUCACCAAAUCAACGGAUGGCACUUCAAUGGCUCGACUCUGAAAAUGAGCUUCGAGUCUUGCUAUGCAUUCAUGGCCCUCAACACCUGCCUUCUACCAUUAACUUCAUUGAGAUAUCUCGGGGGAGAGACGAUCCUGGGAUCAUGGUUUAUGUGACUGACAUGAUCGAGCUCACGGAGCAAAUAGAGUCCACACUUGUACACAGGGAAGGAGUGGAAGUAGUGACUGUGACCGACAGGGCUGUGAUAGAGAUGAGAGACCAAAUCACUACUGCAAUCAAAACUUAUGAAGAGGAGCAUGAAAGUGGUAUUACCCUCCGUCGAAUGCUUGCCCUCUCACCAUUCAGUGUCAUGCACCAGGAUAUUUGCCAUUUCGCAAGGGACUUGAACGUUUCCCUCAUCGUACUGCCAUUCCACAAAUACCCGGCAGAGGAUGGAAAAAUGACUGGAGCCGACUCCAAGUUCCGAUUCGUGAACAAAAAGGUGCUUCAGAAUGCCCCAUGCUCAGUGGGAAUACUAGUGGAUCGGGGUUUUGGAGUGACCAGAAAAAUAUCAAGAACAUCCAUAUUUCUACAUGCGGCAGUUAUAUUUAUUGGUGGCAAAGAUGAUAGGGAAGCACUGGUCUAUGCCAGCCACGUGGCCCAACAUCCAGGAGUGAAACUCACAGUUCUUAGAUUCCUAUUGGACGCCAAUGCAAAUUCCAAAUGUACUAGACCUGGCACCAGUAUGGUUAACCUUGCUGAGCAAGAAGAGGAGAUGCAGCUUGAUGAUGAGUUCUUUGCAGGGUUCUACGAGAGACAUGUAGGAGGGCAAGUUGCUUACAUGGAAAAGUAUCUUGCAAAUUCAGGUGAGACCAUGUCAGCUCUGCAGUCAUUAGGAGGGCAACAUGGACUCAUCAUAGUUGGUCGAGGGGGGAGGGUGAACUCAGCAUUGACAGCUGGGAUGAAUGAUUGGGAGCAGUGUCCAGAACUAGGUCCAAUAGGCGAUAUUCUAUCGGGGUCUGCUUUUGCGGUUUCCGCCUCCAUUUUGAUCAUCCAACAACAUAGUCCUAAAGAAGACUGA
This is a messenger RNA of Vitis vinifera (wine grape), 2361 nucleotides long. RefSeq names its product cation/H(+) antiporter 28. The transcript is spliced from 4 exons. Gene Ontology annotation, cellular component: endomembrane system; membrane. Lineage: Eukaryota; Viridiplantae; Streptophyta; Magnoliopsida; Vitales; Vitaceae. Gene Ontology annotation, biological process: proton transmembrane transport; regulation of pH. The record is from RefSeq and is a predicted model, not a curated record. Bases 1 to 2361 code for a protein of 786 amino acids. Gene Ontology annotation, molecular function: antiporter activity.